This is a messenger RNA of Colossoma macropomum (tambaqui), 3594 nucleotides long. RefSeq lists its product as uncharacterized. The record is from RefSeq and is a predicted model, not a curated record. The transcript has 10 exons. Bases 313 to 2862 code for a protein of 849 amino acids. NCBI's taxonomy places the organism in Eukaryota, Metazoa, Chordata, Actinopteri, Characiformes, Serrasalmidae.
AUUUUAAUAAACACCUCUUUGGUUCAGUUACACUUUGUCUGUAGAGUGUGGUCGGAGAUUAAAACGGGCAGUUCAAACAGACUCACUGAAACGGACAGUUCAAAAGAAUCGGUUCGCUAAACUGAAUCAAAGCGUCCCCGUCGUGUAAAGAUGACACAUCACGCCGUGUGAGGCGUCCGCCAAUCAGAGUGAAGCCCAGUCCAGGAGGCGAAUUUGAAAAUUCAGCCGCAGCGCGAGACUCUCCGGAGAUCCGGAGCAACGUUAAAGCUGGAAUUCGCAGCACCAGCAGUCUGUUUAUCUUUUACCUUUUAAAUGGAGUCCCCGCACGGCCAGACGAGCCUGAGGCACCAGGACAGACCAGAUGCGAUUUUAGACAGCUUCAAAAGAAAUGACGACAUUUUUAGAAACACGAUGGAGGGGAUUUUUCAGAAGUAUUCAAAUUUAGAUGAUCCAGGACUUGAUGUCUGUUUUGAAACGAUGACCUUCAGAACCAGAAAAGGUGCGGUGCCCAUUGACAGUGCAGAAGCAGAACGUGAGCUGCAGCACCUGAGGAGUCGCGUCAAUGCUGAGCAGUCAUUGCGAGAGUUGGAAAGUUCUUACAAUGAGCAGACUCUCUCAGAGCAAGACAUGGAUGAAACGCAGAGAACCGAAAAUGAUGUCUGCCCUUUCAGUCAAAUGGGAAACAGCAAUGACAGCCUGUGGCCUGGUACUGAAGCAUCCCAGCUGUCACUGAACUCAGUGAGUGGGUCGCAAAGCUGCUUGUGGGGAGAGCAGUCUCAGCCAGAGGAUGAGGAUGAGAACCUGGAAAGAACGCUAAACAGCCAUGGCAGCACCCUGCUAGACGUCUAUCCCAGCAUGCUUAACCAGAUUGGUGAGGCAUACCGACGGCAGCACGUGACGCAGGCAGCUAGUGCCGUGCUACGGAGGUAUCGCCGCAAGCGCUGGCAGUCUUCACAAACACAGCACCGCAACCAUAUCCCCAGCAAUAGCCUCAAUUGCACACUGAACAAGACGAUGGAGAGUUCUUUCAAUGUCCAAAAACUACCCCACCUUGACAUGAGCAGCAAUUGUAAUGGUAUGUCGAGCAGAAGCAGUCAAGGGCUUUCACCAUUGAAGACUAUCAGAAACUUAUCCCUUGCUGCCAGCAGAAGCAAUCAGGAGCUUUCUCCAUUGAAGACUAUUAGAACCUCAUCCCUUGCUGCCAGCAGAAGCAAUCAGGAGCUUUCUCCGUUGAAGACUAUUAGAACCUCAUCCCUUGCUGCCAGCAGAAGCAAUCAGGAGCUUUCUCCGUUGAAGACUAUUAGAACCUCAUCCCUUGCUGCCAGCAGAAGCAAUCAGGAGCUUUCUCCAUUGAAGACUAUUAGAACCUCAUCCGUUGCUGCCAGCAGAGGCAAUCAGGAGCUUUCUCCAUUGAAGACUAUUAGAACCUCAUCCGUUGCUGCCAGCAGAGGCAAUCAGGAGCUUUCACCAUUGAAGACUCUCAGAAAUUCAUCCCUUGCUUCCAGUGCAUGUUUUUAUUCACCUAGGAGAGUUCAUGUUGAGGAAAGUCCUGUGGCUGAAAGCAGAUCACCUUGGACAGCUUCGUGUUCAGACAGCGAGUCACAGCAUCGACCUGUUAGGGUGCUGGACCUCUCAACACCUCCAUCCUCUGCAGCUUCCUCCCCUCGUUCCCCUUCUCCAGAUCUGAAUCAGACCUACAACAUCGAGCCUGUUGCGAUGCCAACAUCUUGUGAUGCUUUUGCUUCUGCUGCCUGGAGCCCAAGUAGGUCACUUUGUAACUCGCCAUUAAAAGGAGCAAAGAACUCACCGCUUCCUGGCCAAGGAGGCAGACUAGUCACAACCUUGCCAUCUCGCCAUUGUCACUCUCAGGCAGGGCAGCAGCUUACCAGUCCCUUUGUAGGUAAGGAGUGCUACAGGGACCACGUCUACUCUCAUUCCCCAUCCCCACAGCAAGCUAUCAUUGGUGGUUCAUGUUCUGUUAAAAGAAGUCCCUUCAAAAAAGUUUUUAGCCAAGAACUAGAACAGCAAACGUCAUCAUCCAUCUACUACCCUAAACAAACCUUACCUGCAAAUCAUGCAGAUAACACUGCAGUGUAUAGAUCUCCUUUCCGGAGUCAGCAGGGGGUGUCUUCUUCCUACCGUUAUCAUCCAGUCUCCAACUACCAAGAGAACCUGGCUAUGGCUGAAGUACACCAAUUCAGCCCCAGACCACCAAAGCGUCAGCGAUCCUUCUCUGCCAACCAGUCCUCAUCCUCCCCCAUGUCUCGUAUGUCUCGCAGGCAGAUAGAUGCCGAGUUCAGGAGGCUCUAUCACCAUUUCAUCUGUCGAGGCACUUCCUCUUCUUGCUCCAGCUCUUCCUGUCACCUAUGUGAGAGGCAGUUGGAGGUUGGUGUCCAGGGUUCCCCCACCUUUUCCUCCAACAUGUCUGCUCUCGCUUUAACACCUAUUCAAAGUCGGCUAAAGAAACGACGCAGGCAGUAUGAAGUAGAGGAGUCCCUGAGGCUGAAGCGAUUCCGUGAAAGUUGCUCCCCUAAAAGCCACACCAGUCUUUGGCCAAAACAGCAGCAAGCAACCAAACACAUGAGCACUGCAGUGGUCAAUCCUACUGAAGACAAAUGCACCUGGAACAGGGCUCUUCUCCUGCAGUGUCCCAGCCCUGGAUUCCUCAGAGGCAGUGGAGACAUGAGGAGAGUUUCAGGGUCCAAACCAGGCCUGCAUUCACACUCUCCAUCUCAGCGCCAUGUGUCUGGUUGUAUUGGUCCAGUUGAAGCUAGGUCACCUAUGAGAGCUUGGAAUCAAAGUGGCAUCUCAGCCUCACCAAGCUUGUCAAGGAGACGACUUCUGUAUGGGCCUCUCCAGUGAGGAGCCUUCCCUGUUCAUCAUCGUAUCUCCCGCUACUAAUACUAAAGCAUCUCUGUAGAUGUUCACCCCAAAAUAUUAAUAAUGAACAUUACACAGUAAAUGUAUAUUAUCACACAGCUGUAAUUAUUCUAUUUCCAUUUAUCCAAUAUAUCAUUGCUGUCGGAACAAAACCUUAUCUCAGUUUUUACUGUUUUUUUUCAGAAUUUGAAAAUGCCAGCUACCACUUACAUUGUCAAAAUUUCAUAACUAACAAACAGUUCAGAAUGAUUGAGGAUAAAAUCUUGUAGCAUAAACUUGCACUGAAAGUUAAGAAAUACCAAUAAACCAGUUUAGUCAUUAUCUAGGAUUUUGAAACAAGCCUGAUUGACGAACAGUGGUUCGCAAACCUGGUCAUCAAAUAGCCCUGCACAUUUUAAUGAAUAGCACUGAAGGCUGCAGGACAGGGUGGUCUUCCACACCAGGUUUGAGAGCCACUAGGCUAUAACAUUGAAAGAACUCAGUUGAUGUUCUCUGAUCAGUGAAUGCAAGAACUGACAGCAGAAGUCAUGAAUGUUUUAAAACAAAGGACAAUUUUGACUUGAAUGGUGCUGUUGUGGUUUCAUUUGUCAAAUACAGCCAAAUGAUAUUUUUUGCAAAUCAGUAGUUACACAAUAUGCUGUGACUGAUUAUAAACUGGCUUAAUGGCUUACAUUCGUGGUCAUAGCUUUAAUGUAGUAAAGUUGUAAGCAUGUU